GGGAUUUGUCACGGAAACAAGAUAAGAGGAUUAAAGAUACAGACUUUUUUCUUUUUGGGAGAGAGAGAGAGAGAGAGAAAGUGUUUUUCUUUGGGUGGUGAAGAGAGAGUUUCAAGAGAGGAGACAUGCCCAAAUUCUUCCCAACAGCUCAAUUUCUUGCUGCUUAUUUUUCUUGACUGACUUACCAGAUCCCGAAGGUCUCUCUCUCUCUCUCUCUCUCUCUCUCUCUCUCUCUAUUAUCCAUUUUAUGAUAAAAGUUUUAUCCAAUCUUACACAUCCUUUGAUUUGUCUUGUUUUGUUUGUUCUUUUUUUCUUUUCCCUUUUUGAUUCUUUUACUUUGUUUAUGGGUGGUGAUGCCCAAGUGGUUUUGUGUUAUUUGCUGGUUUAUGUAUGCAUGUGGAGCUUUUCUCUUGAGUUCAUGGUGAAGCUAUCAAACAUUUGAAAGUAAAAGCGCUUUUUGGUUUUGGAUAUACUGUUUCUCCGAGCCUCUUUUUCUCCCCAGAUGAUAGCUACUCAGUAAUCUCAAAGCUAUCCAAAAGAAUCUGUGGUUUGUUAAGGAUUGCAAGAGAAAUAUAGAUAACCUAGAUGGCUGUCCGAAUUCAGAACUUGCCCAAGAAAAAUUAUGGUCAAGUUCACUUUACUUUUAGUUGCCCGUCAUGGUGGAAUUCUAAUGAACAGCAAAGUCCAAGAUUUUUAUCCAAGAAUAUAAGCUUUAAAGUGGAAUCUACACCCCAACUAAAUCGUGAAGCAAAGCAUUUAGGUCUUCAACAUUUGGACCAGGAUUCAUCUUCAGCACAAUCAGUUGGUCAAUCUCACAAUGAAGUGGGGGCUGUGGGAGGGACCAGUUCAGAAGAUCAAUGCAUUUCAUCUGAAUCUGGUGAAGAUGAAAGUUGUGGGAAGAAUGCAGAAGGCAGAAUGAAGCCAGUUCUCUUGUUUAGUGCUCCUGAAAUCUCACGUAAUCCUUCACAAACUGACAAUAGUCGUUCAAUGGCUCAUGCUCCAGUUCCCUAUGCUGAUCAUUACUUUGGUGAAUUGUUUACCCCAUAUGGACCAAAGGAUAUAAUUCUGCCCCAGAUGGGUUCUCAGAUUUUGGGGAUGACAGCAGCACGAGUAGCACUGCCUCUUGAUCUUGCUGAUGAUGGGCCCAUUUAUGUCAAUGCAAAACAGUAUCAUGGAAUUCUUAGGAGGAGGCAAUCACGGGCCAAGCUAGAGGCUCGGAACAAACUUGUCAAAGCAAGAAAGCCAUAUCUUCAUGAAUCUCGGCAUUUGCAUGCGUUGAAUAGGGUUAGGGGAUCUGGUGGAAGGUUUCUCAGCAAAAACAAGGUCCAACAGCUUGAUGCAAACGCCACCAGUAGCAGACAAGGCGUCUCAGAUAGCAUCCUCCACUUGCAUAGCAAGAAUGAGACUUCACAACUUGAAAAUUGUCCGUACUCGAGAACUCUCAAAUCCUGCACUGAUGUCACUAGUGUCUCAAAUGGCGACGCCAUUUACAGGCAGCAAGAUCACUGGUUCUCAGGCACGGCUGUCCGCUUCGGUGGAGGCAUGCAAACCAGUGGGGGUCAUAUGUACAGUGGAACCUAGCAGCACUGUGCACCAAAUGUCCGGUUACUAUGUCACCGGGCGGGCAAUUCAUCCUUGGCUUGAUCUAUUUACUUCCUACUUGUUAAGUUGUGUUCUCGCACAAGUGCAUCACCAAAAAAAAAAAAAUAAAAAAGCAAGCUUCCUGCAGUGUGUUGUUUGCUUCAAUAAACAUUCUGGCAUGUUUAACAUGACUGGAGAGGGUUUGCGUUUGAAAUUUUCAUUUGACUUGAUCCAUCAAAAGUUGUUACUUUUGUUUUGAAUGUUAAAUAUCCCAACUUGUGGGCGUCUUUGGUUUCGUAAAAUAAAAGAUGGACUUGGUGA
Messenger RNA from Ricinus communis (castor bean), 1902 nucleotides. RefSeq names its product nuclear transcription factor Y subunit A-3. The record is from RefSeq and is a predicted model, not a curated record. Gene Ontology annotation, biological process: regulation of transcription by RNA polymerase II. The coding region runs from base 586 to 1581 and encodes 331 amino acids. Gene Ontology annotation, cellular component: CCAAT-binding factor complex. The transcript has 6 exons. Lineage: Eukaryota; Viridiplantae; Streptophyta; Magnoliopsida; Malpighiales; Euphorbiaceae. Gene Ontology annotation, molecular function: RNA polymerase II cis-regulatory region sequence-specific DNA binding; DNA-binding transcription factor activity, RNA polymerase II-specific.